This is a messenger RNA of Sceloporus undulatus (fence lizard), 3094 nucleotides long. It is a transcript of the gene BGLAP, whose product is annotated as bone gamma-carboxyglutamate protein. The record is from RefSeq and is a predicted model, not a curated record. The coding region runs from base 2196 to 2933 and encodes 245 amino acids. Gene Ontology annotation, cellular component: extracellular region. Gene Ontology annotation, biological process: response to vitamin K; bone development; regulation of cellular response to insulin stimulus. Gene Ontology annotation, molecular function: calcium ion binding; hydroxyapatite binding; structural constituent of bone. The transcript has 4 exons. NCBI's taxonomy places the organism in Eukaryota, Metazoa, Chordata, Lepidosauria, Squamata, Phrynosomatidae.
UAGUGGCCGACUAUCUGGAGUAAUGAUCCCAUUUGGGGUUCAAAAGGAAGGUGCAACCAGGAUCUGGCAUGUUUUCUUAGGCCUGAGCUUGGAAAUAAUGGGAUUUCUAAAAGUGUUUCAAAGUGCCGUUGACAGAGCUUAGAUGUGAUCUUGGGACUAGCACCCGAACCAGUGUCCUUAAAGCUAAUGCUAGAGCUUCCUACGAAGACAAGCCUUGCCAUUGCCCCGAAGUGAGGAAAACAAGCGGCUGUGUCUCUGCAGCAUCUGUUCCCAAUUAGAGCCCAGUGUUGCAUUUGCAUGUGAGGCUGCCCAUGUUUUGUAAACACAAGUUCCUUGGUGAGACGAUAAGUAUGGAGUUGGGUGCCAGGCGGUUCUGUCCGCUGGCUCUGGCCACCUUCCUUGGGGCCAGCAGUGGCUGGCGUGGGAGGCCUGGGAGAGGGCUUGACCGCUGGUCUCCAGCCAAAGUUUUGGGAAGCGCAAAGCCAUUGAGGACGCCACUCGACACGUAGGACGCCAAACGCCUGCUCCUUUUGCUUCCACCUUCUCCAGAGAGAAUCAGGGCCUCCCCUGGCAGACAAAGACAAGGGAAUGGGGUUCAAGACUAUGCUCAUCCUCAGACCUGUGUUUUCUUGCACUGAAGCUUUGAAAAUGGCACUGUGGGAAGCUGCACAUCACAACAUGUCUGCCCUUUUUGCGCAAGAGAAGGACAGGGGAGCAGUGUCCCCUUCCUGCAAUUGCAAUCCGUCCCUCUUGAAUCCACUGCCUGCUUCAUAGGCUGCGAAUCGCGGCUUUAAAAUUAAAGAGGGGGGUGGUUAAAUAAUCCUGUUUGUCCCUUGCGUCUUUCCCACCCUCUCACUGUUGUGUAUAUGCAGACACACACUCCUGGUUGGCAAUCCCUAUUUUGCUUACUUUAGUGCCAUAGGAAAGCGCCUUGUGGUCUUUAAAACUCAAAGCAGAUCAGGUCCUGGAGGCGAUGUUUCAGAGGAAGGAACUUGCAAAACCACCCCUGAGCAUCCUUUGCUUAAGCAAAGCCGGUGAAAUUCAUGCGGUUGCCAUAAGUCGCACAUCAUACACACAAACGGCCAACAAAACUGACCAGUUUGUACAAGUGGCUUUGGAUUUUCUUUUGGAUUUUGGAAUAUGCAUAAUUUAAUGUUUUGGAGGUGGGACCUAAAUCUAUGCACAAAAUUCAUUUAUGUUUCACAUGCACAUUUAUGCACAUUGAAACAUACCUAUCAUAUACGCCUUGUGCAUGUUCUGCAGGAAGCAAAGUUUGCGCACAUCAGAAAGCAAAGGUGUCGCUCAACCUAGGUUUCAAUCUUGGAGUGUUUUGGAUUUGGGGACCAGGAGCACUCAGCCUGUGCCAAGAUGCCCAGAAGACGUGGCACUUGAGAAAGAGAGGCUGCCCUCCUUUCUUUCUGAGCGAUUUGGGUCUGGUGCAAGCGGGGAUAAUGCUUCUUCCUUGUGGAGGCCAUUCUGGGGCUUUGGGGCUCUCUGUCCAGAUGCCUGGCGGGAGGGAAAUGAUGAAGGGACUGGACUGAGAUGAAAACGUUGGGGUUAUCCUUUGGCCGGCCACAUCCGAGCGGAAAGGGAGCCCUGGCAGCGGUAAUUAUAUGCCGGCUGCCGCUCUUUCUCCUUCCCUGGCCCAGGCCCAGCGCUCCUCCUUUUCUUGGAGGAUGGCUCCAAAGGAAGAGGCUUGCAAAGAGGCAUAAAGCACCCUUGGUUGCAAAGGGCACUUGGGCUCCCUGCCUGGAGCACUCUUCCAUUUUGCAUCCUAUUCAGAAUCCUAUUCCUAAAGCCACACUUUUUGCACCUUUGUAUUGGCUGCGUUCAGAAGAAGGAGUGACUAGUAAUGUAGCUUCCUAUACCUUGUUAUUUGAGGGUGGCACUAAGCCACAUUGCCCAAAUAACGCCAGGAACAAGAACGGAAUGACUUUAUGGACACAAGGAGGGAUGGUUCCUAAUACACAAGUCCCAUAAAUACAGAAAACCAAGUAUGAACAGCUUUACUUUGGCCCCAGUCUUUUUGAGUUUCCAAGUCUAUAUGCGUUAUAAUGUUAAUAUAUUAAUAUAUUAUAAUAUAUAAUAUUAAAACAGCAAAAUGGUGUCCCUUAUAUAUAAAAUAGAAGAGUUUUUUGGGGGGGGGGGGUUUGGAAUUGAUCUUCUUUUUAAGUGUUUUCAAGCAGGUUGGGCCCAUGGAUGACAGAGCCGUGGAUACGGAGGAGGGCCAACUUUAUUUGCAAGCAACAUCCAGAAGGUCCUGGUGGCACCUUCCUUUUAAAACCCAGAUGCCACGGUUACUCCAUCCGCUGCGUCCGUCCUGCGGUCAGUUCCUGGCUGACCCAUCCUUUGCAAGGCUUGCAAAUCCUCCAUCCCUCCAAAGAAACCCACAAUUGCCAUUUCCACUUGGCACUCCAUCCUUCCAAGCAGCCCGUCUCCGAAAUAGACUUGGCCUCUGUUCCUCCGGAGGCUGGGACCAGCUUUGUGGCUUGCUAUCCCUUGCCAGGUCCGACGAGGCGGAGGGCGAGGGGGGCACCAUUUGCCCAGGGACUAUAAAUGGGGAAUGGAAACGCAGAAGAAGAGCAACCGGAGCAAGGAAGACCUCCAAGAUGAAGACGCUCCUUCUCCUCGCCUUCCUGGCCGCUGCCACCUUCUGCCUUUGCCACGCAGACGAUGCCUCCGUUGAAUCCAACCGUGCCAAAGACGCUCCCGGCUCCAAAGCGUUCGUCUCCCGGCGUGAAAGUGCCGAAGUUGUGAAGAGACACAAGAGGAACUACAACAGGUUGUUCCCGGCCUUUUCUGCCCAGGUGGCGGUCACUCCGGACCCCUUUGAAGCCCACCGCGAAGUUUGCGAGACCAACCCUUCCUGCGACGAACUGGCCGACCACAUUGGCUUCCAGGAAGCCUACCGCCGCUUCUACGGACCCAUUUAGGCCACAGAGGCUGACCUCGUGUCCAAGUGGUCAGCGGCCAAAGGGUCACUCUUCCAUGUUCCCAUUCCUACACUUGCGACCCCCGUGGCUUUGCUUUCCCAGCCUCUGAGAUACGCUUUCCUCGAUGGUCCUGUUCUACUAAACACAAUAUUAAAAGUGUU